Messenger RNA from Rubroshorea leprosula, 1140 nucleotides. NCBI's taxonomy places the organism in Eukaryota, Viridiplantae, Streptophyta, Magnoliopsida, Malvales, Dipterocarpaceae. The record is from the annotation of a GenBank genome assembly.
AUUGAAACCAACCCUAAGCUCAUUUUAUCUCCACUUUAAAGGUAACCCUGAUUAUUGCUGACUUAAGCAUCGGAGUGUCUACCCUAAGGAUCUACCUUGGGGCUUUGCAGGUCCAUCUGGAGUGUAGACGCGGACUGAAGAAGGACUUCUGGUUUGACGCAAUUACAUUUGGUGCCGUCUAUGGGAAUCCGAACCGAAAGCUCUCUUGUUGCUCUCAUCAUGGUUAACACUCGAUCAGUCCGAGCUGGAAACUCAUCCCAGCCUCUUGGAUGAGGUCAGGUCCCCAGCAACCUUCCACCUCAUCUCCCACCUCCGAUCCCAAAUAUGUUCCCUCCUGUUGAUCAUGCAAAAGGAGGAGAUGAAAACCAACCACACAAUUCAGCUCACAACUCAACUUCUAUUGCCAACCAAGACCUUUUAGCGCGGAAUAACCCUGGUGAUCCCCUCAUCAAUUUACUUAAUCCUGCUCCACAACCCCUAGCUCCACAACAAAACCCUAAACCAGCUCAGCAUGCUUUUGCUCUUAGUGAAUCUCAGGGCCGAUCUCACAUAGCACCAUCUCUGCAACCCCUUCCUAAUGAUGUCACUCGACGUCUAGACAACUUAGAAAAGCUAGUAGCUGAACAGCAAGUUGCCCCACCUCCACACCAUGCUACUGACUCCAUACCACACCCUCUAAACACCAACAUCACGUUGGUACCCUACCCUGCUGGCUUCAAAAUACCCCAGCUUGAGACUUAUGAUGGGACGAAGGAUCCCGAUGAUCACCUACAUGCUUUCUACUCUUGUAUGCAAGCUCAGAACGCCUCUGACGCGCUGAUGUGCAAAAUCUUUCCCUCUACUCUUCGAGGUAAUGCUCAAACCUGGUAUUAUAGUCUACCUCCGAGGUCGAUUAGCUCUUAUACAAAAAUGGCAUUUGCUUUUGCCACAAAGUUUUCCAGUAGAAAGUUGAUCAGUAAAACUACUUCUGAGCUGAUGCGAGUUAAACAGAGGGACGAAGAGUCUUUGAAGAAUUACAUGAGCAAAUUCAAUGAUGCCGUACUAGAGAGGCCAACUCCCUCUAAGAACCAAAACCCAGACUGGAGAGAUGAGAAUCCGAGCAGGAAACGGAUAAGGACAGCACAGAACUGAGAUCCGAUG